AUGGGGUCUUCAAAAAAAAUUCAAGAAGACCCUAAAUCAAAUGGAAAGAGGAAGAGAAGUAGAGAUGGGUCAAAGUCAUCAGGACCCAAAAAUAAAAGACCAUGUCCUAAAGAGGAACAUGGCGAGAGAAAAAAGAGUAAUGGAGAUGGGUCUAAGUCAUCAAGGCCCAAAAACAAAAGACCAUGUCCCAAAGAGGAACAUGGAGACAGAAAGAGAAGUGAAGAUGGGUCAAAACCAUCAGGGCCCAAAAAGAAAAGACCAUGUCCCGAGGAGAUACAUGGCAAAAAUGCAAAGAAAGAAUCUAAAAAAAGGAAGAGGGAAGAUAGCUCAUGUGGCUCCUUGAAAAGACCUAAAACUGGCGGAUCAAAGGCCAAGGAGGAAGAGGAGCCAAGGCCAGGACCGAGCAAUGUCCCUCAAAGCUGCCCUACAGAAGAAAACCGAAUUUCCAUCAAUAGGUUUACAUUUGGGCGAAUGAUUGGCCAAGGAGCCUAUGGAAAAGUCUUUCUAGCAUCAGACAACAUCACCAAGAAGAUGCUAGCAAUAAAAAUUGUGACCAAAGGACUUUCAGCUAAAGCAGAAAAACAGCUCCAGCUGGAAAAAAAAAUCCUUCAGCUGACAUCUGAAAGUCCUUUCUUGAAGCACUGGUGUUUUGCUAUGGAGUAUGCUUCUGGAGGAGAUCUAAGAAGCCACCUCAGAAAAAAAGAACGUCUCCCAAUCACCAGUGCCAAAUUCUAUGCAGCUGAGAUAACAUCAGGCCUCCAGUUCCUGCACACAAUGGGUUUCAUCCAUCGAGAUAUAAAACCAUCAAACAUUUUGAUUGACGCCUCAGGUCAUCUUAAAAUAGCUGACUUUGGAUUGGCCAUCAAUAAUAUGGAUGGAUUAAACAAAAAUGCAGGAACACCGGGCUACAUGGCUCCAGAGAUCAUUGCAGGGAAGAAGUACAAUGCAGCUGUUGACUGGUACUCCUUUGGCAUUGUCCUUUACCAGCUGACAACAGGAGAAAAAACCUGCAACUGCAAAGUGUCAGAAUUACCUGAACAUAAUCUUGACACUGAGACGGAGAACAUCAUUGAGGAGCUACUGUGCGAAGACCCAAGCAGACGACUGGGCAUAAAUGGCUGCAUAAGGCAACAUCCCUUCUUCCAGCAAAUAGAUUGGGGGGAUCUGGAAGAUCUUAAAAUGCCACCACCAUUCAUACCAGGCAACCCAUCAGAGAAAAACCCUGGACUCCAGGCCCCUCAGGAGUAA
Messenger RNA from Bufo bufo (common toad), 1248 nucleotides. RefSeq names its product protein kinase C theta type-like. Gene Ontology annotation, biological process: peptidyl-serine phosphorylation; intracellular signal transduction. The record is from RefSeq and is a predicted model, not a curated record. The coding region runs from base 1 to 1248 and encodes 415 amino acids. Gene Ontology annotation, molecular function: ATP binding; protein serine/threonine kinase activity. The transcript is spliced from 9 exons. Lineage: Eukaryota; Metazoa; Chordata; Amphibia; Anura; Bufonidae.